AUGAGUUCAGCACCUUAUGAAGAGAAAUGUAAAGAUGCAACUGAAAUGGAAAAUACAGAAGAAGGUAUUGAAGCUCAAAAUGUUCCUGCUCAAACUAUAAAUAAUGAUUCAAUUGUAAAUUCAAAUAAUAUAAAUUCGAAACCUCCUCCAACAAAUUUUGAAAAUUUAGAUAAAGUUCAAAUAAAAGAAAUGAAAGCUUUAAAAAAUGUUGGAAGAGAUUGGCCGAAUGAUAUUGAAUCUGAAAGUUUAACUCAUUUAAAUGCUGAAAAAGAAAAUCAUAAUAAUAUACAAUAUGUUAAAAGUGAUGAUAUUAAUAAGAAUGAUGAAACUUUGGAAAAUGCUGAAAAGUGA
This is a messenger RNA of Lodderomyces pseudojiufengensis, 351 nucleotides long. RefSeq lists its product as uncharacterized. The transcript has a single exon. The record is from RefSeq and is a predicted model, not a curated record. Bases 1 to 351 code for a protein of 116 amino acids. Lineage: Eukaryota; Fungi; Ascomycota; Pichiomycetes; Serinales; Debaryomycetaceae.